GAGGCGUGCGUCGGUCAAAGGCAGGCGGCUGUCCUCACAGCGUGGGCGCCCCGCACACUCUCAGGGAGGGCGCCGGAUUUGGUGGUCGGCCGGCACGUUAACCCGCUUCGGGCUCCUUCCCCCGACUCGAGGUGCGGUCUGGAGCCCGUGCUGAGCCGCCUGCGGUGAGGGCGGAGAGGAGGCAGGCGCCCGAGGCCUAAAGACCAGGCCGUCGGACCCGGGCCCUGCGACGGGCGGUCGCUGCCGCUUAUCCCCGCGGGCGUCUGGCGGCAGCGCCCCCUGGCGGCCCGCGUGCGUGAGGCGGGGGUGCUCGCCGGACGCCCACCAUGAGCUUGGCAGAGUGUCGGAGCGCCGGCGCUCUGGAGGUGAAGUUCGUGCCCGACGAGGACGUCCUGAGGCACAUCGCUGACGACGCAGGUGUUAAAGUUCAGAAAGGCAAAAGCCAGCUGAUAGUCAAUACGAAGAGAUUUGUAAAGAAGCUUGAGGCUAUCUCAGAUGAUGAAGCUCAGGAGAUCCUGGAGGAGAAGAACUAUGUUGCUGUUUUAGGCUUAUGUGGCGAAGAAUCAAUGACAAAUGGCUCAAGCGUAGGUGGUGGUGAAGUUUACACAUUCCAGACUCCCAAACGCUCCAACAAAAUGGCAGAGCUGGCCUCUGAAUUAGCACAGACACCAGGACAGAGUGUUGUACCUGAUCCCUCUGAGUGCCCUGAGAAGACAGCCAGAACCCCUCAAAGCAGCAAACGUUCAAGUUCAAACCAAGUUCAGCAGAAGACCAAAAAGAAUGAAUUUGUGUCUACCACACCUUACAGGCUCCGAAGGAGACUAGCAGCUCCCGAUGCUCAGUUAGAAAGCGAGAGUGAAUAUUCUGCUUCCUGCUCAGAAGAGGAGGAGGUAGAAGAAGCCCAGAAAGAAGUCAGCACUGUUUUAUCACAUCAGAAGACCCCAGCAAAAACUAAGGCCGUAUCUACGCCUCCUUCUAGAAAAACCCUAACCAAAAAAAAAGACAACAUGAACAACCUCGUAGAGGAAUACUUUGAAGCUCACAGUAGUUCCAAAGUGCUCACUUCGGACCGAACGCUGCAGAAGUUACGGAGGAAACGAUUGAAUCAGCAAACAUUGCAUGACCUUCUGCAAAAAUCUCCCCUUGCCUAUGCUGCUGAAAUUAAAGAGUUAAACCAGCAAUAUGAGUCCCUGUUUUCAAAGUGGAUGCUGCAAUUACACUUGGGUUUUAAUAUCGUGCUUUAUGGACUUGGCUCGAAACAUGAUUUAUUAGAGAAAUUUCGUACAUCUAUGCUCCAGGAUUCUGUUCACCUUGUGGUUAAUGGAUACUUCCCCAGCAUCACUGUGAAAUCUGUUCUCAACUCUAUCACAGAGGAGGUAUUGGACCAUAUAGGAACUUUUCGCAGCCCACUCGAUCAACUUGAAUUCAUCAUGAAAAGAUUUAAAGAAGAUUCAUCUUUAGAGCUCUAUGUCCUCAUUCAUAACCUGGACAGCCAGAUGUUGAGAGGAGAAAGAAGUCAGCAGAUCCUUGCACAGUUAUCCUCUCUGCCUAGCAUUUACCUCAUUGCCUCUAUCGAUCACAUCAAUGCUCCUCUCAUGUGGGAUCAGGCAAAGCAAAGCCUCUACAAUUGGCUUUGGUAUGAAACGACUACAUUUAGUCCUUAUGUAGAAGAAACAUCUUAUGAAAACUCACUGUUAGUACAGCAAUCUGGAUCUUUGGCUUUGAGCUCCCUAACACACGUCUUGCACAGCCUCACUCCCAAUGCCAGGGGAAUAUUCAGACUGCUUGCUCAGUACCAGCUGGAGAACAAGGACAACGCAUCUUACCCAGGCCUCUCUUUCCAAGACUUCUACCAGCAGUGUCGAGAGGCCUUCCUUGUAAACAGUGACCUAACGCUCAGGGCACAGCUGACAGAAUUCAGGGACCACAAGCUCAUUCGGACCAAGAGGGGAGCUGAUGGUGUGGAGUACUUAUUAAUACCCGUAGAUGACAGUACCUUGACUGACUUCUUAGAGAAAGAGGAUGAAGAUGUAUAACGUCUGUCUGUUCCCAAAACAACUACGGCAAUUGCUCUCAAGGGCUGCUGGAGAGGGGCCUAUACCCAGGUCUUUCUCUUCAGCCUCAAAGCUGCUGGACUACUUACUGAAAUGUAUUAACUGUAAUGAACGAUGUUUCUUGUUCAUCUACUUCAGAUAGUUUGGAACGAUAACUUCUUCAAGCAAGCUGUUUCUUGCUCUGAAGUUAGAUUUAUCUGCUUUGUCUCUUAGCUCAGAUGAUGCUCUCUUCAUAUCUACAUAGCCAACUAUACAGUCAGGAAAACUAACUCGGUAGGACUGUGCCUUCUGCUCUUUACCAGACAUAAAGGUUUGGUUGGAGCAGUUCAUGUGAUGUGCAAACCACUGGAUGGUCAGAGCUUUAGUUUGUACCAGUGAUGGAUUUUUUUUUUUUUUUUUUCCUCAACUGAGUGCUUUCUGGCACUCCUUUACCAGCUAGACAAGAUUGGCUUCUGACAUAAGAAGAAGCUAGGAUUUGUAAUGCUAAGAGAUCUAUAUUGACUGCACAAGGAAUAUGAGCGAGUUUGGGAUACUGUGGGUAACUUAUUAAAUUCUGACAGUGGAACUGAAAGACUUUUCUCCAAGAUGGAAUUCUUUUAUAAGAGGAUUUAGGUAACAACUUGAGUCCAUCACAAUUUUGAUUACCUCUUGAUGAGGGUGAGAUGUUCCAGCUUCUUUCAUCUACUUUCCAGUUUAUAAUCCGGAAAUAUGAAGAGGCUGUGAAGUUUAGUUUACUUUAAAAAAUAAUAAUACAAAAAUUGAUUGUUUAUAUGUAUUUUUUUACAUUAAGAAUGUCCAUUAAUUGUGGAGGAGGCCUUAAAUGCCACUUAGCAAGCUCUCCCUUUUUGUAGCCCUUAGAGGUUGGGAGAGUGCUGAAGUUUCACAGGUUUUCUUCACUGUGUUUCUCAGGUAUGUGAAAGUAAGCCCUAGUUUCAUCAACUGUAGUCUGCUAAUCAGACUUCAGGGACUCCAAUGUCUAACUUCGUAGCUGUGUUACAGCUCAAUGUUGUAGUUGUUCAAAUCAAUCAAAUAAAGUUCUUCAUUAAUUUUCAUUAGCUUAUCUCAUCUUCCACAUGUGUUUUUAUGUUAUGGGAAGAUAGAGAUCUUUCUGGAAGUUGUGUAAAAGUCUCAUUUUCAUUAUUAUGUCAAAUAUCUGUGCAAAUCCUUGUGCAGGGGGCAGAAGACUUCAAACUAGUUAAGGAAAGUAUUUCAUAUUUUUUUAAGGUAUCAAAAAUAAUAGCAGUUUGUAUGCCUUGUAAUGCCAUUAUAUAUUUAGAAAAGAACCAAAACAUCACAUGGAAUAAUACUGUUACUCUCAGUGGUAUGCUCCUGGUAUACCCCUUGCUGGCAGAAGCAACAGGACAGAGGUUUACAGCCUGACUUUGAUUUGUAUUGGAAACACGGGAUAUUUACUUAUCCCACUGUCAAAUUGAUUUUCAAAUAUAGGAGUUAUUUAACUUUGCUGAAAUGUGAUAGGAGGGGAUACUGGUACUUGCCAGCAGUGCUCUCCAGCUUCCUUCCCCAGCACAUCUGAGACAACAGGAGAAGGCAACAAGGAAACUUGAGGAAAAUACUUAAAGGAAUGAAGGAGUUAUCCUCCAGGAAGGCGCCAAGGCUGGCUGCCCAGCUAAAGUGCCUCUACACCAACACACACAGCUUGGGAAACAAAGAGGAGGAGUUGGAAGGCACUGUGCUACUAGAAAACCAUGACAUAGCUCCCAUCACUGAAGCCUAGUGGGACGAUUCCCAAGACAGGAGUGUGGCUGUCAACACUUAGAAGUUGUUCAGAAGAAACAAGCAUGGAAGGAGAGAAGGAAGCAUUGCCCUCUACAUCAAGGAAAGAAUAGUGUGAAGAUUUGUCCGAGAAGAAUGGCCACAAGCAAGUGGAAAGUCUAUGCUUAAGUUAGAGACUGGGGCAACAAAGGGAACCUUGUAGUUGGAGUCUGCUACAGGCUGCCUGAUCAUGCAGAGCCUGUUGAUGAAACCUUUUUCUAGCUACAAGAGACAUCACAAUUGCAGGCUCUUAUCCUGCUGGGGGCCUGCAACCAUCCUGACAUCUGCUGGAAAAAUAGCGUGGUAAACUAUUGGCCAUCCAGGUCUUGCACCUGGGUCUUGGCAGCCCCUACUAUCAACAAGCUGGGGGAUGAAAGGAUAGAGCAUAGCCCUUCUGAAAUGGACUUGAGGGUACUGGUGGAUGGUAAACUGGACUUGAGACAGCAAUGUGCCCUCGCAACCCAGAAAGCCAACUGUAUCCUGGGCUGCAGCAAAAGAAGCAUGGUCAGCCCAUCAAGGAAGGUGAUCCUGCCCC
This is a messenger RNA of Phasianus colchicus (ring-necked pheasant), 4362 nucleotides long. RefSeq names its product origin recognition complex subunit 2 (gene ORC2). NCBI's taxonomy places the organism in Eukaryota, Metazoa, Chordata, Aves, Galliformes, Phasianidae. Gene Ontology annotation, biological process: DNA replication. The record is from RefSeq and is a predicted model, not a curated record. Gene Ontology annotation, cellular component: nucleus; nuclear origin of replication recognition complex. Gene Ontology annotation, molecular function: DNA replication origin binding.